Molecule: messenger RNA, 1526 nt
Organism: Diversispora eburnea
Lineage: Eukaryota; Fungi; Glomeromycota; Glomeromycetes; Diversisporales; Diversisporaceae
Source: the annotation of a GenBank genome assembly
AUGAGCGCAAGCUCAAGUACCGGUCCUGCGAGGACUACUAGAUCCUCAGUUCGAAAGAACCCAAUACAAAUAGUAAAAGAUCCAAUUAUUAAGAAAAAAGUAGCAAAAAACUCCUCGAAACCCAAACAAAUUAAUUCAAAUACAAUGGAAGAAAUUCAUGAAACAGAAGAAUCCCAAGAUAUGAUAUAUGAAAAUCAACCAGAAGUAAUAAUUUUAUCUAAAGACAAAGGUAAAAACAAAGAAAUAACAACAGAACAAAAUGUCCCCUUUGAUAAACAAUCCUUAGAAAACAAUCCCUUGGGAGGAAACGUAGACGAAAGCGAAUGGACCCAAACUGAAAACAGUCAUCACCCUGACUGGCGUCAAAAGUUUAAUACAAAGAAAUAUAAAAUUUGGACAUACGCUUCAAGAAUCCCUGGAAAAAAUAUUGGGAAAAAAAUUGAACACGUGAAAAAAACCCUUAGACAAGAGACUGAAUUAAUUUUAGUAAGAUCUGAAAACAAUGGAAAAGACAAAAUGAUUUCAGUAUUGUUCGACAACAAAGAAAAAAUGCAGAAAGCAAAAAAAAUAAAUGUAAGUGAAAAUGUAGAAUUGCCCGCAUACAUGCAUGCGGCGCAAGUAUACAAAUCUAGACCUUUCAAUGAUAAUAAUAAAGGAGUCAAGUUGUGGGACAUUCCACUUGGAGUUAAACAUAAUGAACUAAAAAUAGAAUUAGAAAACCUCUAUGGAACCAUAGUACAUCUCAGAUUAAUCCCAACAGGAAUGUGGCAAUUCGCGGUUGUUAUAUUUGAAAAUGAAGAAAGUGAAAAAAACCUUUUACAACAAUGGAGUAUAAUAAUUGGAGAAGAUUCUUUUCAUGUUACCUCCACAGAUUGUAACUAUAAUCAAUUAAUGGAACGUGGUAAAUACGCAGCACAGAUAAUUAAUCUGCCAUUUGGUAUUACAGCCAGGGAAAUUAUCCCAAACAUUAUGACAAUUAAAGCUUUAACAUGUUAUAUUCCAAGAACAAGAAAUUAUAGGAGAAAAGGAGAGGCAAUUAUUUCUAAUUAUGACCACCAAGAAGAAAUGGACGAAGACGAUGACAUACCCAAGGAUAAUAAUGACCCUUCUAUCGAAACAACAAAUGUAGAACCUGAUAAAACUGAUAAACUUCUUAAUGUAGUUGAGAAUAUUGGACAACGAAUAUCUUCAUUAGAAGACAGCUUACAUUCAUCUAAAAAUAAUAAUAGAUCACAUAGAAUAGAAAGUUGGGGAUCCCCUUCUAAUCAAUACGAUACGAUAAUAGACAAUACCAAAACUUAUCACACUUGGUGGACUAGUAAAGAAACACAGGGUUCAGGAUCAGGUGUCGGAAUAAUGGUAUACUCUGAUAUUGCGCAACAUGUAUAUAAAAUUGAUAGAUUUAAAGCAAGGGCAAUUUGUUUAUAUCUCUCUUUUAACGGAAAAUGUACGGUACAAUUAAUUGCGACAUAUGCCCCUACUCAACAACUAAAAUAUAGGAAUGAAAUAAAGGAAUUAAACAAAUG